Messenger RNA from Caenorhabditis bovis, 2355 nucleotides. NCBI's taxonomy places the organism in Eukaryota, Metazoa, Nematoda, Chromadorea, Rhabditida, Rhabditidae. The record is from the annotation of a GenBank genome assembly.
AUGUCUGGAACCGUGUUCCAGCCACAACGUCAACCCUACAAUAAUAGUAAGACCAACAACCAAAAGUACGAGUUCAGUGAAUCGCCGACAAACAACAUUCGUCCUUCCCAGCCGAACACCACGAGAACGACCCCAGAUUCUGGACUGGGCGCCGACGAUCAAAACAAGCACGAAAGAGCCCCACCGGGAUUCGCUAAUCAACAAACGACAUAUUACUCUGAUCAGAGGAAAAUGCGCGGACAACAACCGCCAGUUGGAGGCCCGAAUAACACAUACGAGCAACCGCCGCCUGGACCUGGCCCAAUGCAGUAUAGCCAGGAAGGUAAUACCUUCGAUUCGAGACCUCCACCGGAUCAAGCGUAUCCGCCAUAUGAAGGAGCAAUGCCAGCAAGAGGAAUGCAAAGAGUAUAUCCGGGACAACAAUAUUCCAUGGACAAUAAUACUGGAUAUGACGAUCAGAAUGGAAAUGGCCAAUAUGUGAUGCAUCCACAAAACGAGGGGUACGAUCAUCCACAAAACUAUGGCCCACAGUCAGGAAAUGUUCCUAUGCUGAAUCCAACCUAUGAGCAAAACCAAAUGGAUCCUAACCAAAUGUAUCCACAUCCGCAGGGAGGCUAUAAUGGAAUGACACGGCCACCACCACCGCCGCCACAGGCUUACCAACAGACAGUGUAUGCUGGAACUCCGAUGCAGCCCGGAGGACAAUUUCCGCCUGGACCAAAUCAAUUUCGUCAAGCGCCUCCACCUCAAAUGCAUCCGCAAGUCCAUCCGAUGAAUAUGCAAGUUCCUCAACAGCAAGCUCACGUGCCAAAUCCGUAUUACGUUCAGCAACCAAUAAGUGCGUAUAUGGCCCAACCGUCGCAAGCUUCAACACCAAACCUAUUCAUGCCGAUGCCGAUUCCAAGAGUAUUCCGAGCUACAGAUAUUUCCUCUAGUUCAGGUCCGUCUGAUAAAGAUCGCGGUCAAAAUUACGCAAAAUCGAAGCGGAACACCAGAUUCAGCGGAUCACAGCAAAAUGACAAAACACAGGAAAUGACGCCGGAUCAAGUCAUCGGUCCGUAUGAGCCACAACCAGCGCAACCUCCUCAACAGCAGCAAGCUAGUCAAGAGUUCGCUCCAAAUAUGCAAGCACAACAAUACCAAGGCGGCCCGCAGCGGGUUAUGGCUGCACCGAUGGCCUACACUCCGCACGGAUAUCCUCAAGAACAGAUGCAGAUGCAGCAUGUUGCUGCGUAUCCAGGUCAACCGAACUGUCCACCAGUCCAAGGAAUGCCUAUGCAGAAUGUUCAAAUGAUCCCACCAAAUGCCCAACAGAAUGCUCCGUACCAGCAACAUUAUCCGAGCGCUCCAAUACAAGGACCUGCAAUGUACCAGCAUCCCUAUCAAUCAUCUGCUCCACAACCACUCAUUAGCAACAAUCCUAUAAUGCAAGGAUAUGCUCCGCGAGGCGGCCAUGUCGCCAUGAAUCAGCAAGGAUAUGCGCCAUUCGCUCGUGGAGGUCGUGGGCGUGGUCGUGGCAGCUACCGAGGAGAUCAUUCGUUCCAUUCACGACAGAAUUCCAACCAGAGCUACGAUGGAAGAGCCCACUAUCAGAAUACGAGCUAUCGUCAGUAUGUUGAGCCGACUCAGGAGCCUGUUCCGGAUGAGGAAAUUGCUAUGCUAUCGAAUCGUGUGGAACGGCUUGAGCCGGCGUCGAAUGCGCGCAAGGAGUCGCCAAACAAGCAGCUUCUAAAGCUGAAUGAAUCGAAAAUGAAAGAGUCUCCAGAAACACCUGAUAUUGAGGAAGUUGCAAAGCCCGAAAACACAUCUCCCGUGUCAGCUGAUGAAGUGAAAGAGGAAGUAACGACGACUGAAGAUGAUGAGCAGAAGUUGCUACAGGAGCAAACGAAGAAAUUAGGGAAGGAAUUAGUAUGUUACAAGUGUCUCAGCGAGAAAAAGCCGAAGAGCGUAUACGAAUCGCACACUAUUCGCAAACCGAAUGGGGCCUGUUGGUGCCCGUCUCUGCGAGCGCAGGUUUGCGAAAUUUGUGGCGCCACAGGCGACAAUGCACAUCCCAAUAUAAUGUGUCCUGAGAAGAAAACGGCUGAGAAACAAGAACCAGAAAAUGUUCGCAGUGAAUCGGCGAGUUCACGGGACUCUUCUCGCGUUCGAGACACGGAUCCUCAAGAUCCGAUAUCGUCGCGUCGAAAUUCGGAGCGUGAAUCACAUAGUUAUGAGUCGAGAGGACGGGGAAGAGGUGGUUCAAACGGUGGAAAUCGCGGAGUAUUCUCGUCGCGAGGCGGAUAUCGUGGUGGAAACCGGGGAAACAAUAGUAGAGGCGGUGGAAAGGGUGGAUAUGACAAUCGAAAACAUUAA